Messenger RNA from Syngnathus acus (greater pipefish), 4368 nucleotides. It is a transcript of the gene mbtps1, whose product is annotated as membrane-bound transcription factor peptidase, site 1. The coding region runs from base 514 to 3705 and encodes 1063 amino acids. Gene Ontology annotation, cellular component: Golgi apparatus. Gene Ontology annotation, biological process: proteolysis. Gene Ontology annotation, molecular function: serine-type endopeptidase activity. The record is from RefSeq and is a predicted model, not a curated record. Lineage: Eukaryota; Metazoa; Chordata; Actinopteri; Syngnathiformes; Syngnathidae. The transcript is spliced from 23 exons.
UGGCAGCCAAUCCUGUCGAGACGUCAGUCGUCUGUGGCUGAAGACAACAACUGCUGUUAGCUUUUGUCCAAGGAAAGCCAAACACGGAACCGAGACGGUAACUGUGCGUCUCUAAAGGGAAGGUAAAUAAUACAACCCCAAAUGGGAGCUCCGAUAGUUAUCUCGGUUUAAAUAAAGGACAGCGUUGAUAAAUGUCAACUCUAUCUUCAUCGCUUCUCCCGCCAUCUUCCAGCUUUUCGAACACAUCCCCUCCUUUCUCAGCAUGGCAGCUGUGUUCCCACUCUGGCGGUGUCACUGAACUCCACCUUAGCCCAGCACCAUGGAGAGAAAACGCAGAAAGAAAUUAUUUUAGCUGCUCAGAACGCUUUCAUUAUGGACUCACUUUUGGAGCUGUGGACCAGAUAUGCAGUUUCAUUCCCCUGACCUUGAAACAGGUUUUAACUGCUCAAAACUAAAAACCGCAACAGAGUUUCAUAGGGAUAACACAUAAUCUGUGCAGCUUCACUACGCAAAAUGCUCCUACUGCCAGUGUGGAUUACCAUGCUUGCAGGCUUCCUGCCUGUAGUGGGGAUGGAGCCAAUGACAGAGGGAAAAUCUGACCCUGGUCAAAGCCCUUACUUGGAGUCUCCCAACUCUAACUGCUCUCAUCUCACUCUCAAACUAGAAUUCUCUUCCAAGGUGGUGGAGCAUGAGUACAUUGUGGCAUUCACGGGGUAUUUCUCGGCCAAAGCACGCAGCCUGUACAUAAGCAGUGCCCUACGGAACGCAAGGGAUGGAGCAUUGGAGUGGCACAUUGUCCCCAGGGAGAACCCAGCUUCUGACUUCCCCAGUGACUUUGAUCUGGUCCACAUCCGACAAGCUUCACCCAGCAGUCUGCUGACCUUAGAAGAUCACCCCUACAUCAAGAGAGUCACUCCACAACGCAAAGUCUUCCGUUCGCUUAAAUACAUUCCUUCACCAGAAACGGCUGCAUCUUGUAACACCACUGACAAAAUGCAAAAAUGGCAGUCAUGGCAAUCAUCCCGGCCUUUUCGAAGGACCAGUCUGUCACUGGCCUCGGGUUUUUGGCAUUCAACUGGGCGCCACUCCAGUCGGCGCCUUCUGCGAGCCAUCCCCCGCCAUGUAGCCCAGAUCCUGCAAGCAGAUGUACUCUGGCAGAUGGGACACACUGGUUCUGGCGUGAAGGUGGCGGUGUUUGAUACUGGUCUAAGUGAAAAACACCCACAUUUUAAGAAUGUGAAGGAAAGGACCAACUGGACCAAUGAGAAGACGCUGGAUGAUGGAUUGGGUCAUGGCACUUUUGUAGCUGGGGUGAUAGCAAGUAUGAGAGAGUGCCAGGGCUUUGCUCCUGACUCAGAGCUGCACAUCUUCAGAGUGUUCACAAACAACCAGGUGUCAUACACAUCAUGGUUUCUGGAUGCCUUCAACUAUGCCAUCCUGAAAAAGAUUGACGUUCUCAACCUCAGUAUUGGAGGCCCUGACUUCAUGGAUCACCCAUUUGUUGAUAAGGUGUGGGAGCUCACUGCCAAUAGAGUGAUUAUGGUCUCUGCAAUUGGCAACGACGGACCUCUGUAUGGAACUCUCAACAACCCAGCAGACCAGAUGGAUGUAAUUGGAGUAGGGGGCAUAGACUUUGAAGACAACAUUGCAAGGUUUUCAUCCAGAGGCAUGACUACCUGGGAGCUGCCAGGGGGCUACGGCAGGGUGAAGCCCGAUAUUGUCACCUACGGUUCUGGUGUUCGGGGGUCGGGGAUGAAGGAAGGAUGCCGAUCACUGUCUGGCACCAGUGUCGCCUCUCCUGUGGUCGCUGGAGCUGUUACACUUCUGGCGAGCACUGUGCUGAAUCGAGAGUUGGUGAACCCAGCCUCUAUGAAACAAGCUCUGAUCGCCUCAGCCCGCAGGCUGCCGGGAGUCAACAUGUUCGAGCAGGGUCAUGGGAAACUGGACCUGAUCAGAGCUUACCAGAUCCUCAACAGCUACCAACCUCAGGCCAGUCUUUCUCCCAGCUACAUUGACCUAACUGAGUGUCCAUACAUGUGGCCUUACUGCUCUCAGCCCAUCUACUAUGGAGGAAUGCCCACCAUUGUUAAUGUCACUAUUCUUAAUGGAAUGGGUGUCACAGGCAGAAUUCUGGACAAGCCUAUUUGGCAGCCUUACCUUCCUCAGAAUGGGGAUUAUAUUGAUGUGGCCGUCUCAUACUCAUCUGUGUUGUGGCCAUGGGCUGGCUACCUGGCUGUCUCCAUAUCUGUUGCCAAGAAAGCUGCAUCCUGGGAAGGGAUUGCCCAAGGCCAUAUUAUGGUGACGGUGGCAUCCCCUGCAGAGAAUGACUCGGAGGUGGAAGGGGAACUGACCUCCACAGUGAAACUGCCCAUUAAGGUGAAGAUUGUCCAGACUCCACCACGCAGUAAAAGAGUGUUGUGGGACCAGUACCACAACCUGCGUUACCCACCUGGCUACUUUCCACGUGAUAACCUCCGAAUGAAAAAUGACCCACUUGACUGGAAUGGUGACCACAUUCACACAAAUUUUCGGGACAUGUACCAGCACCUGAGAAGCAUGGGGUACUUUGUUGAAGUGUUGGGCGCUCCUAUCACCUGCUUUGAUGCCAGCCAAUAUGGCACAUUGCUGAUGGUGGACAGCGAGGAGGAAUAUUUCCCUGAAGAGAUCACCAAACUGAGGAGGGACAUUGACAAUGGGCUUUCACUCAUUAUUUUCAGCGACUGGUACAACACGUCUGUCAUGAGGAAGGUCAAAUUCUAUGAUGAAAACACCAGACAAUGGUGGAUGCCAGACACAGGUGGUGCGAAUGUGCCGGCACUGAAUGAUCUGAUUUCGGUGUGGGGGAUGGCUUUCAGUGAUGGGCUGUACGAGGGCGACUUCACUCUGGCAGAUCAUGACAUGUAUUAUGCCUCAGGCUGCAGCAUAGCUCGUUUCCCUGAAGAUGGAAUAGUAAUUGCCAAGAACCUAAAGGACCAAGGUUUAGAGGUGUUAAAGCAGGAGACUACAGUGGUGGAAAAGGUUCCCAUCCUUGGGCUGUACCAAACCCCAUCUGAUGGGGGAGGACGUAUUGUUCUGUACGGUGACUCAAACUGUUUAGAUGACAGCCACCGACAAAAAGAGUGUUUCUGGCUAUUAGACGCUUUACUUCAGUACACAUCCUACAGUAUGACACCUCCCAGCCUUAGUCACUCCCACAGUCGGAUGCAACCACCCACAGGGACUGAGCACCCAAUGCCACAGAGAUUAGAGGGUAAUCAUCUUUAUCGCUAUUCAAAAGUUCUGGAGGCUCAUCUUGGAAACCCAAAGCCCCGCCCCCUACCAGCCUGUCCACAUCUCUCUUGGGCUAAACCGCAGCCACUCAAUGAGACGGCGCCAAGUAACUUAUGGAAGCACCAGAAGCUUCUUUCUGUGGAUCUGGACAAGGUGGCAUUGCCAAAUGUGAGGCCUUACCGUCCCCAGGUCCGACCUCUAUCCCCUGGGGAGAGUGGGGCCUGGGACAUCCCUGGCGGAAUAAUGCCUGGUCGUUACAACCAAGAAGUCGGCCAGACCAUCCCAGUGUUUGCCUUCUUGGGAGCAAUGGUUGUCCUGUCCUUUUUCGUGGUCCAGCUCACAAAGGCCAGGAGCAAACCCAAGCGCAGGAAACCCCGCAUCAAACGGCCCACAUACUUACAGCAGACAACAAGUGGUAAAACCCCCACAGUUUGACCAAUUUGGACAUGUGGUUGAGCAACGGGGUGUGCCUCCAUAUCGUGUACAUUGCUUAAGGAACAAUAACCUUGAACGUGUGGAGUUCAACCAAACUUCAAUGGUGUCUUGAGGAAGAUGUGUUCAACAAUUGGAGUCUCUACUAUAAUUUGUGUGUAACAAAUGUCUUGAAUGUGACAGUUUUUUGUGCCGAAUUUCCUUUCAAGCUCUGUGUGUUGUGGUGUCAUGAACUGUCUUGCAACACACAGCUGAGUUCUGUUCUGGAAAGCCGUUUUAACCUUUUCAGCUCUGCUCAAUAUUAUUUGACCAAAGUGUAAUGUCUUUCUUUUUAUAUUUAUUAAAUUUGUUUAAAUCGUCACGUACGUAGUCAUACCAGCAUACACAAACUGUUCCUAAAAUAAGCAUACACAAAAGAAGCACCUCAUGCAUAGCCUACAUUAAAAUGUUUCUGGGCCUGUUUUUUUGUUGUUGUUUAUUACUUUCUUUUCCUAUUAUUGAACUUUGGAAAAUAUUCUGUUUACAUGUUCUGUUGAUCUCAGCAGUGAGAGAUGUUAAAAUACUUCAAGUGAAAAUAAAAAAGCAUAAUGAAACAUACUCUGUAUUUUACGCCGAAGCAAGCACCGAUUAAUGGUGGUAGUGUUUGCUGUUGUCUUUUAGGACAAU